UUACAUGUCGCAAGACUGCUGAUGAACGUGUACAUAUAUGCGGACAUACAUAUGAAUGUUUUGUGCAUCAAAGGUUCCUGAGUGAUAUUUUGCUUUAUGUGUUGUUUUAUUUUAAUCAUAGAAAAUCAACAAGAGAAAAGUAAUCAAUGUAUCCGCAAGCACCAAUUUCGACAACCCGAAAAGCCAUUAAACCGUCUGUGAGCGGUUUCAAUAGAUCAGGACCAGUGACGAAAUUGUUGACAGACUUUCCAUGAGAAUUAGCUGAUGCUUCCCAUACAAGCCAUACCUUGUCCGGCUUAUUUGGGUUGUGGGUAUUGGUAAUUGGUAUAUUGGUAUAAGGGUGGUCGGACACCUUCUAUUAGGUCCAGUGAAAGGCGUCGUCCUCAAAGUGUUUCAUCUAUAUCCACACUAUCCCCGAGAGUUGUUUUGUCAAGAUUGGAGCCGAGGGAGUUUGAACGUCUUCGACUAUCCUAUAAAAUUGCAAUCGACCAAAGAAGAUCCAGAAGCUGCCGUGGCAUGAACAUGGGUCAAAAAAUUAGUGGCGGAGUCAAAACAGUUAGUCGUAAUGAUUCACAGUCUACAUUCAAACCAAUAAUACCAAGAGAGUUACAAGCUGAUUUCGUUAAACCAGCGCGAAUCGAUAUUUUACUUGAUAUGCCGCCAGCAUCUCGGGAUCUUCAAUUGAAGCAUUCAUGGAACUCCGAAGAUCGGUCUUUAAACAUUUUUGUAAAAGAGGACGAUAAGUUGACAUUUCAUAGGCACCCAGUGGCUCAAAGUACUGAUUGUAUCCGCGGAAAAAUCGGACUUACAAAAGGAUUGCAUAUUUGGGAAAUUUAUUGGCCAACAAGACAAAGAGGAACACACGCUGUUGUUGGCGUAUGCACUGCGGAUGCACCAUUGCAUUCAGUUGGAUACCAAAGUUUAGUCGGAUCAACUGAACAAAGUUGGGGCUGGGACUUAGGAAGAAAUAAAUUAUACCAUGACUCAAAAAACUGCGCUGGAGUCACAUACCCAGCCAUUCUUAAAAACGACGAAGCUUUCUUAGUUCCAGAUAAGUUCUUAGUAGCGCUAGAUAUGGACGAAGGAACACUGAGCUUCAUUGUUGAUCAGCAGUAUCUCGGUAUUGCGUUUAGAGGACUGCGAGGAAAAAAACUAUAUCCAGUUGUUUCAGCGGUUUGGGGACACUGUGAAAUAACAAUGCGUUAUAUUGGUGGAUUAGAUCCUGAACCUUUGCCUCUAAUGGAUCUUUGCCGAAGAACAAUUCGUCAAAAAAUUGGUCGCACAAACUUGGAGGAACGCAUUCAACAGCUUCAACUUCCUUUAUCAAUGAAAACAUAUUUAUUGUAUAAAAACCGUAGAUAAUAGUUUUGUUAAGUAGAUGGAAGAGCUAUUUCAAUUUUUGCUGCAUGUGAUGAAAGCAGCAAAUACUAAUUGUGUUAGCUUAUAAUAGUAUUAGAUCAAUGUUUGUCUGUCCUCCAACAGGAAAAUCAUAGGUAUACAAUUCGUAAUAAUACUUUCCUUUAGCUAUAAAGAUUGAUUGUGUAUUAAGAAGCAUUCAAAUAAUAGUAUGUACACGGAAUGACAUCUCAUUUUGCAAUAAAUUGGAGAAUCGUGUUUCUUCAUGUAACAUUAUUUAAAAAACUAUACUCACUUCGUGUUAUAUAAAAAAGUAUAUUUGUAAAAAUAUUAAAACAUAAAACCGCAGUUUUACUUAAAAUAUAUUUAUGUAUAAUUAAUUCUAACAAUUUUUAACGUAAAAAACUGAAAGUAAUUGGUUUACUUUUUUAUAAAUAUAUUACGGAAAAAAGCUUGAACUGUCGGAAAUAUGAAUUAACAAUUUUAAGCUGCUUUCCAUUUCUAAGCAAAAAGGCGUGAGGACAGAAAAAAAAUCUGGGAUUGCGCAAAUCACAAUUACAAUGUUGCUCGCUACCUGCUGAGUAGUAUUCAAUAAAAUAAUAUAAAAUUGUUACAUAAAAGUAUGUAACGGCCUUAA
Messenger RNA from Drosophila erecta, 1993 nucleotides. It is a transcript of the gene gus, whose product is annotated as protein gustavus. Gene Ontology annotation, molecular function: protein binding. The record is from RefSeq and is a predicted model, not a curated record. Gene Ontology annotation, cellular component: SCF ubiquitin ligase complex. Lineage: Eukaryota; Metazoa; Arthropoda; Insecta; Diptera; Drosophilidae. Gene Ontology annotation, biological process: proteasome-mediated ubiquitin-dependent protein catabolic process. The coding region runs from base 517 to 1362 and encodes 281 amino acids. The transcript is spliced from 4 exons.